Sarcophilus harrisii (Tasmanian devil) is the source of this 4120-nucleotide messenger RNA. RefSeq names its product zinc finger protein 420-like. Bases 461 to 2224 code for a protein of 587 amino acids. The transcript is spliced from 5 exons. Gene Ontology annotation, biological process: negative regulation of transcription by RNA polymerase II. The record is from RefSeq and is a predicted model, not a curated record. Lineage: Eukaryota; Metazoa; Chordata; Mammalia; Dasyuromorphia; Dasyuridae. Gene Ontology annotation, molecular function: DNA-binding transcription repressor activity, RNA polymerase II-specific. Gene Ontology annotation, cellular component: nucleus.
AGUCACGCUGGUCUGACGGGCCACGGUCUGACUGGCUGUAACUCCGUUCUAACACAGUGAUGUCAUUUUGGCCUUCUAAAACAAAGGACUACAAAGAGCUCAUUCAAUGCCCGGGAAGAUGGGGGGGGGGGGGGGGAGGAGGAUGAGCUUCGGGCAUGCGCAGAAGAUACAGCAGUCUCCAGACUACGACUCCCAGAAGGACUUGCUCUCCCAAAGGCAUUUUCUGAGCCCUGGGUUUCAGAACUGGCACUUGCUUUCAAAGUCACUUCCCUACAGCCUCUCUCACCUCUUCUAUGCUUCCAGCACUUAUAACAGGGUGAGCAGCAGCCCAGAGCAGAUGCGGAGGGGCGAGGAACCUGGAGCCUCAGGGGCUGACCUGGGAGCAUACAAGUGAACACACAAACAGGGUGAAGGAAGCCGUACUGAAGCUGCGUGUUCCUGCCAGGGCGCAUGCGCAGAGAUGACCUCGGCCUCUCGUGGCCUCCGCUCUGCCCCCGAGGAGGAGACUAUGGCCCCCGGACUGACGGCCAGGCCCGGCCAGGAAUCAGUGACAUUGCAGGAUGUGACUGUGGAAUUCACCUGGGAGGAGUGGAUGCACUUGAACCCAUCUCAGAAGAAGUUGUACAGGGAGGUGAUGCUGGAGAACUAUAGGAACUUAGUCUCGUUGGGAUUUGCAGUUUCAAAACCAGAUGAGAUUUACCUGUUGGAAAGAAAGGAAACAUUCUGGAUGCCAGAGGCAGAUAAUCCAAAAAGCAGCUGCCCAGGAAGUAAACACUUUACUGAAGAGAAAUCUUAUGAAUGUCAUGAAUGUGGGAAGGGAUUCAGGAGUAAGACACAACUUACUGUGCAUCAGAGUAUUCAUACAAGAAAGAUUCUUUAUGAAUGUAAGGAGUGUGGAAAGGCUUUCAUCUACAAAUCAGAACUUGGUCUACACCAGAGAAUUCACACUGGAGAGAAACCUUAUGAAUGUAGUGAAUGUGGGAAGGCCUUCAAUAGGAAGUCAUAUCUUACUGAACAUCAGAGAAUUCAUAUUGGACAGAAACUUUACAAAUGUAGUGACUGUGGGAAGGGCUUUAAUAGGAAAUCACAUCUUACUGAUCAUCAGAGAAUUCAUAGUGGAGAGAAUCACUAUGAAUGUAAGGAAUGUGGGAAGGCUUUCCCUGUAAAGUCAUAUCUUAGAAAACAUCAAAGAAAUCAUAGAGCAGAGAAACCUUAUGAAUGUAGUGUUUGUGGGAAGGCCUUUAGGGUUAAGGAAUAUCUUACUGUGCAUCAGCGAAUUCAUUCUGGAGAGAAACCUUAUGAAUGUAGUGAAUGUGGGAAGGCCUUCAAUAGGAAGUCACAUCUUACUGUACAUCAGAGAAUUCAUAUUGAACAGAAACUUUACAAAUGUAGUAAAUGUGGUAAGACCUUCAGGCACAAGACACAAUUUACUCUGCAUCAGAGUAUUCAUAAUGGAAAGAUUCUUUAUGAAUGUAAGGAGUGUGGAAAGGUUUUUAUCUACAACUCAGAAUAUGUUCUACAUCAGAGAAUUCAUACUGGAGAGAAACCUUAUGAAUGUAGUGAAUGUGGCAAGGCCUUCAAUAGGAAGUCACAUCUUAAUGAACAUCAGAGAAUUCAUACAGGAGAGAAACUUUAUGAAUGUAGUGAAUGUGGCAAAGCCUUUAAUAGAAAGUCACAUCUUACUGAACAUCAGCGAAUUCAUACUGGAGAGAAUCGUUAUGAAUGUAAAGAAUGUGGAAAGGAUUUUCCUUUAAAGUCAUAUCUUAGAAAACAUCAAAGAAAUCAUAAAAUAGAGAAACUAUAUGAAUGUAUUAUUUGUGGGAAGGCUUUCAAGAAGAACUCGCAUCUUACUGUACAUCAAAGAAUUCAUACUGGAGAGAAACCUUAUCAAUGUAGUGAUUGUGGAAUGGCUUUCAGAAGCAAGGCAAAUAUUACUGUGCAUCAGAGCAUUCAUAAUGGAGAAAAACAUUUUGAAUGUAAGGAGUGUGGAAAAGCUUUCUUUUACAAUUCAGUACUUAUUGUACAUCAAAGAAUUCAUACAGGAGAGAAACCUUAUGAAUGUAAUGUAUGUGGGAAGGCCUUCUGCCAGAAUGCAAAUCUUACCGUGCACCAGAGAAUUCAUAAUGGAGACGUACCUUAUGAAUGUAAUGAAUGCAGGAUGGCUUUCAAGGUUGAGAGACAACUUACUCAGCAUCAGAGAAUGCAUACUGGAGAGAAGCCUUAGGAAUAUAAUUAAUGUGGGAAGGUGUUCAGAAGGAAGGCUUAUCUCACUAUGCAUCAGAGUUUUCUUAUGAAUGAAAAGCAUAUGGGAAGGCUUCCCUCUAAAGUCAUAUCUUAGAUAACUUCAAAGAAAUUACAGGAUUGAGAAAUCUUAUGUAUGUACUUAUAUAUGGGAAAGCCUUCAAUAGGGAGUCAUAUCUUACUGUAUAUCAGAAUUCAUACUGGAGAGAAACCUUUUGAAAGUAGUGAAUGUAGGAAGUAAACAACUGAGAACACAUCUUUAUGUUCAUCACAGAAUUCAUAUGUGAAAGUUUUCUCAUGAAUGUAAAUAGUGGGAAGAAACCACUACAAGGUGAAGAUCCUUAUGAAUGUGGAAAGAUUUUUAGAAGUGAGCCACAACUUACUGUACAUCAGAGCAUUUAUACUUGAAAAAAGUCUUGUGAAUAUGGGAAGGCACAAUUUACUGUGCAUCAAAAAUUUAUACUGGGAAGAUCCUUUAUGAAUAUAAGGAGCAUGAGAGUCUUCCACUACAACUUGGAGCUUAUUAGACAUCACAGAAUUCAUAUGAAUGUACUCUGUAGAUAGGCCUUACUUCUGAAUUUAGAACUUACUCAACAUUAGAACAUUGAUCCUGGAGAAAGACCUUAUGAAUGUAAUGAAUGUGGAAGACCUCAAGACUGAAGACAUAGUUUUCUCAGCAUCAAAUAAUCUAUUCUGUAUAGAAUCUUUAUGGAUUAUACAAUGUAUGUGGGAAGGCAUUUUGAGUGAGGACACUAUUCUGGUGUUCAUCAGAGUUCAUCCUUUGCAGAAUUUUUCUGAAUAUAAGGAGUGUGGGAGGGACCCUUAACUGUCUAGACUGAUUCUCAGUCCUUCUUUCUAAGUCUAGAGUGCUUAUUUAGUCCCUGUGAAGGAAGAUGUUCUCUUCUGUAGAACCAUCUAAAGGAAGAAAGAUUGUAUCCUCCCAUUGGCCUUUCACUAUGAAGAGGAUGUGGUAGGUGAGAUGGAGGAUUUUGAGUAGAUAGUGGUAUUGGAAUAGCUUUGGUAUUAACUUUGAUCCCUGAGUAGGUAGGUAGCAUGCAGGAGUCAUAUGGUUGACCUCUUGGCUGUCAGAUGAGCAUGAUGUGUGAUAAUUUGUCUGUUUAUCUAUUGGCCUGCAACCUGGGCAGAGUAGCCAACACUGCUGUAGAUUCCUCUCCAUAGAUUCUCUAGCACACUGCAUUGCCUUGCAUGCCUUGGCAUCUGUGCUCAGCCUGCUUGCGCUUGGCCCACCUCCCUCUGUGUCUGAUUGAAAUAGACCUUUUCUGGCAAUCUUUGAAAUUAUCUUCUGCUGGUAAUUUGUUAGUUACACUCCUGAUAUUCAUGGUUUCUGCCAAUCCGGAACUAAUUCAGAGGCUGGAUUUGGUAAUUAGUGUGAGGAUAGUGGGAGAAGGUCAGAAAGAAACAUGUGCUAUCUUGGCUCUACCCCCCCUUGAUGUGUUAAUAAUAUUUGUUGGCUGUGCUUGAGGAAGGUACCACAAUCUGAGUUGCAUUCCUGAUGUUGCUGGUACUGUUUCUGCUCAUAUUCAUAGGAUAACCACUGACUCAUGCAGAUUUGGAAUCACAUUAAUUUUUCAAAAGCCUACUAAUGGUCUAUUGCAGAUGUUGACAUGACUUCUGCCCAAUGUUCUGAAUGUCAAAGUAAAGGAAUUCAGUGAAAUGCUGGUAAACGGCAAGAAUAACUUAUUUUUUAAGAUAGCUACAGGCUUUGUCGCCUAAUUAAAGAAGAAUGGGAUUCUCAUUGUGGUCAAAGGUUAUGAAUAGGGGUUUUCAGAAGAAAUAAAAAAGGAACAGCUAAGUGGCACAAUGGAUAGAGCACCAACCCUGAAGUCAAGAGGACCUGAGCUCAAAUCUGGCCUCAGAC